Andrographis paniculata is the source of this 1747-nucleotide messenger RNA. RefSeq lists its product as uncharacterized. NCBI's taxonomy places the organism in Eukaryota, Viridiplantae, Streptophyta, Magnoliopsida, Lamiales, Acanthaceae. The record is from RefSeq and is a predicted model, not a curated record. Bases 4 to 1266 code for a protein of 420 amino acids. The transcript is spliced from 6 exons.
UCAAUGGAUCUGUCUUCUUCGUCUUCCUCCAACUCCUCCUCCACUUGCCCUAUUUGUUUUCGAAGCAUCCCGUCCCUCCAACUCCAGAGACAUGCCAACGAUCAUUUCGCCGAUGAAGAUGAAGAAAAAGAAGAUUGUGGCCCAAAUUUCGUAUCGCCGCACCAAAUCCCUUCUAUUCCCCCGCCCCCCUCUCCGAUUGCUGAUGGUUUAUUGGAAUGCACAAGUUCUUGGGACAAUCCUCAACUUCAUAGUAGUUCUUAUGAAGGGGGAGAUGUUGAUGAAAGAAUUGCUUCUUUGAUCGGCUCUUGGAAUAAGGAGACAUUCUAUGUGGUUGAAGGUGGCUUGAUGACUUUGUUGAAAAAGUGUUUGGAAUUAGAAUCAGGAAAGACCUUAACUGUGUUGUCUGGGCAUGUUGAUCAUUUUCAGAGCAUCGAAUCCUGGGAUGUUGGCUGGGGAUGUGGUUGGCGAAAUAUACAAAUGCUUAGUUCUCAUUUGCUCAGCCAACGACAGGAAUCAAGGGAGGUCCUCUUUGCUAGGUCUGGCUUUGUGCCUAGUAUUGGAUCGCUCCAAAGAUGGCUAGAAUUAGCCUGGGAAAAAGGUUUCGAUACUACCGGCUCAAAGGAUUUUGGUCAGAAAAUUGUUGGCAAGAGGGAUUGGAUAGGAACCACAGAAUGUGCUGCCCUUUUCCGUUCCUUUGGGGUGCGUGCUAGGAUAGUGGAUUUUUCCACCAAAGAUUUUGAAGUUUCUUGGUUAGGCUUGGGCAAGAGGAAGAGCACCCAGGUGUAUGGACCAAUGGACACAUUUCUCUCAAAGGGGAAGCUAGAUUUAUCACCUGCAGUUCCUUCUCGAGAAGAGUUCCGGCAGCAGCCUAACAUUUCUUCUGAGAAGGUUCAGAGGGGUCAUCAGGUUCUCACUGCGUGGAUCUGGAGAUAUUUCUCUGGAGAAAAUGCCAACAGGGGCAAUCAUGGCGUCGUUCUUAGUGAGAAAGCUCCUCUGUACUUCCAACACGAUGGCCAUUCUCGAACCAUUGUUGGCAUACAAGCCAAGUAUCAGAGAAAUGGGAUGCGACAGUACAACUUACUUGUGUUUGAUCCUGCUCAAGCAUUGGUUGUGUGGUGCUGGAUCUUAAAACACAAAGCCCAUAUCAUUGCUGCAGAGAACAAGGGAUCUGGAAGCAUCGCUGAGAGAGAAUUCUGGAUGGCAGAGGUUAAUAAAGAGGGGGGAGCACACCCUGAAGAAGCCACAGUACCAGUUGUGCUAUAUUGAGGAGGGAAUAGCACAUGGGGAAGAGUUGGAGGAACUGAAGACUCUACACAGCACCCGCUGUGAAAUUUGAUGACGAUGAUUCAUGAUGUGUAGAGAGAGCUAGCUCAUUAGUGAUCUCUACAUACAGUCAAGACUCAAGACAGUUGUCAGUCAGUCCAUCCCGGGGACAAGAUGAAGAUGAAGAUGGGGGAGGCAGAGGUGGUGGAGAGUGGAGGGAUUCAAGCCUGGGGUUUUAUUGAGUAGCAGCACUAGAGAUAGAGGGGGAUGGGGGGUACCGUAGCAUCCUUGGCAUGAAUGGUGACAGACAUUAGUCAUUAGUGUUGGUAGUAUUAUGAUACAUGCGUGUGUUGGUUAGUUGUAUUGAUAGACUUUGCUUGGGGAGCCCUCUUAACAUUGUUAACUCUUCAAUGAAAGUAUAAUGAAGGCCAGGUGCAAUAAUUUGCCCAUGAAAAAUGCAUGUGCAUGCGUACAUACAUACAUA